AUGAAAGGGAGGCCAGACUUCCUGAGUCAUUUGACUGUGCAAGGCCCAUGGGUAUCCAAAAUCAGUGUGCCAGGUGUGAACAGAAGGGACACUCAACGAAAGAUUGUGAUCAGUGAGCUUUUAGAAAGCAUCCAGGACGUUGAAAGGGAGAAUGCCCCAGAUGCCAAUGGUGUAACGUCUUACCGACAAGUGAUUGGAGUGGUGGGUCAGUCUGUCACGCUACCCUGCUUCUAUGAAGGAAAAGUCACAUCCAUAUGCUGGGGCCGAGGGAAAUGUUCUUGGAUAGACUGCAGAAAUACCGUUAUCAGUACUGAUGGAUACAAAGUCACUGAACAGAAGAAUGAACGUUAUAAGUUCAAAGGAGAUAUUGGUAAAAGGGAUGUUUCUUUGACCAUAGAGAAUGCAGUCCUUUCUGACAGUGGCUUGUAUUGUUGCCGUAUUAAAAAAUGGCUUUUCAAUGACGAAGAAAACAUCAUAAAGUUGACUAUAAAGUCAGCUCCACCUACGACAACAGUGAGCCCCAGUACCACUUCUGAAAGCCCAAGUACUACCAAUAUUCCAAGGACCACCUACACCACUCCUCCAACAAGGAACACCACAAUUCCAGAAAGGAACAGCACUACCACAGUAGUCACGGAUACUCAUAUGACAACGGGGGCCUCUACUUCUGCUCUUCCAAUGCCAACACCCACAGAGGACCACAAGCCAGCUCCACCUACGACAACAGUGAGCCCCAGUACCACUUCUGAAAGCACAAGGACCAGUAUUACCAAUAUUCCAAGGACCACCUACACCACUGCUCCAAAAAGGAAGACCACUAUUCCAGAAAGGAACAGCACUACCACAGUAGUCACGGAUACUCAUACGACAACGGGGGCCUCUACCUCUGCUCUUCCAAUGCCAACACCCACAGAGGACCACAAGCCAGCUUCUUCAUCUUCUCCCACGCAGACUACAAGAACCCGGUCUACCUGCCCACAUAAAACAAAUGUAACGCACUCACCAUGGCACUCUACCACCUCAGCAGGUGGGAAUAACACUGUGAUAAACUUACCAAGGGCUGUUUGCUGUAGCAUUCAAACUUCAGAUUAUGCUGGAUUUAAAAAAGAAACAAGUAUACUAAAUGAUGAGAUUGUUCUUACCUGCCAGACAGAACCAAUUUCUGUCCUUAGAGGAGGUAAAAUUGUUGAGGGUUUUACAGCACCUACUUAA
Molecule: messenger RNA, 1212 nt
Organism: Capra hircus (goat)
Lineage: Eukaryota; Metazoa; Chordata; Mammalia; Artiodactyla; Bovidae
Product: hepatitis A virus cellular receptor 1 homolog
Exons: 8
Coding region: 1-1212 (403 amino acids)
Biological process (GO): positive regulation of mast cell activation; phagocytosis, engulfment
Cellular component (GO): cell surface
Molecular function (GO): phosphatidylserine binding; virus receptor activity
Source: RefSeq, a predicted model, not a curated record